GCUAACAGUAUGGAUUUCGGGCGCUAACUUACGAAACACUGUUCAACUGUAAAUCCAUUAUCGGACACAGGUCGACUAUAUUGUUUUGGCACUUUAAUGAGUCUUAAAUAACAUAUCCAAGUGAUUCCCACAAGUUAAAGUGCUUCAUAUAUGCUUUAACCUGGUAUUUAGGUAUGAAAUGGCUCUAUAAAAGUUCAAAAUAUGUUUACUGGUUUUGGGGUAAAAUAUAGGCGGGUACAUGUCCGAUAAUGGACACAUAGCCAUUAGCAUUGCAUUGUAUGCACGAACCUUGAAGAACGCCUGGUUUGCAUGGACAGCUUUUUUCUUGCAAGAAUUUCUGUCUGUUUUUGAUUUUAAAAAAACAAACAAACUCAUAUUUACUGAUUUGGAGUUAAAAUAAGAGCAAAAACAUUUGUGUUUUGUCUUGUGGAAAUAAUUAGUAAUAGACUAUAAACAAAAAAAGUUUUUUAAAGCAUUAAAACUUUUUUUUUUUUGUUAUUAGAGAGAGACAGAUACGUCUAAUUUUGGAGAACAACUUCUGAAUACAUUUUCACUGGUUUGAAAUUUGCAUUCUGUUAUUAUUUUUCAUAAUUACCCCAAGAUAUUUAAUUCAUUCCAUGUAAAAAGCUUGGUUUUCAUUCAUUGCAUGUAAAAAGCUUGGUUUUCAUUCAUUGUAUGUAAAAAGCUUGGUUUUCAUUCAUUCCAUGUAAAAUGCUUGGCGUAGACCUCUGUCAUGUAGGAGAAGUGAUAAAAAUUCCUGCAAUGACACACAUCUUUAAAUAGACUAGAAAUCUGUAGAACCAAAAUCCUUACACAGUAGAAGAAACAGGGCUUGGUCAUGUGUUCGGAAAGAUCCCAUGAAACAGGAGAGAUUUUCAGAUAUGCUCAGCAUUUAUAAAAGAGGAACAUUACAUAGAUAUACAGCAGAAACCACGCUCUUACUAGGGUUUGUACCCAUAUACAGGAUUUUUUUAAAAAGUUAAUUUUUAUCUUAGGACAGGUCUGAAUGUUAUGAUUCUACUUUUACUGAGACACGUCUGAAUAUUUUAUGAACUCGGCAUUGUCUAGCUAGCAUUUUCCCCAUUUUUAAAAAUCUUUCUAAGGCGUCUAUUGUAAGGGUUAUGAUACCACAUUUUUCCAGACCAAGUAUGAGACACAAAUAUGAAUACUUAAUGAGACUAUAACUGUUGUUAAAAUUACUGUCUGUCUGUUCUUCAUCCCUCCUCUACCUUUGUCAUCCUCAUUUAUGCAAAACUAUCACUAAACUGAAGACAAGGCUCCAAUUUGCCUUCAUACUCACACAAUGAGAGGCUGGCAUAAUGCUUUUAAAUGAUGCCAAGUACAGUAUCUGCAGUGCUUUUUGAGUAUGAGGAAUUAAAAUUUGUAUUGGGACUGUUACGCGACACGGGCACCAGUGUCUGUGCAUCCCGAGUCUCUUGUUCAUGUGACAAAACACACCAAUGAUGGCAGGAUGUCAUGUUGGGUUAAAAAAAGUGCCAACAUGAGAGAAGAGGAGAAGGGGGUGAGGAAGUGCAGUUCAAGGAAAUUUGGCUUCAGGGUUGAGAAAAACAGGGAAUUGUUGUCAAUAAUUGUGAGGCAACUUGUGAUACCUGCUGAAAUCUUUAAGACUGGGGACAACAUAAAUGAAAUCUUAGAAGCACUUUUGUUAUGUGGUGCACAAAAAAGUUUUUUUUUUUUUUUUUUGUCUGGGACUUUGAAAGAUCUGAAGAUUUCUUGAUUUGGAUUUGAAAAAGUGAUCUGAAAACUAUUGUAUGAGUGUGUCUGAACCAUUAUCUGCUUGAUUUUAAUACCAUGCUUGUGUUGAUGUCAUGUUAACUUAACUUUAACCAGGAAAACCUUGUUGAGAUUUAAAUCACUUUUACCUGAGUGCUUUGGCUGAGACAAGCAGCAGAAAGGCUUACUGAGGAGCAAAAGCUAGCCAUACAUGUGAACAUUAAAGAAGAUAUUACAAGGGAAAGAAAAUGUUUUUAAAAAUGUUCACAACCACAAGGCUGAUAAUAAAUGGUUUAAUUUGCCUGUCAUUAAGCAUUUAAAAACACCUAAAAGUUUAUGAAUGAAACCAGUGCCGUUAUGUUCAGGUCUUUUUAUGUUUCCAUUCUACAUUUCAUUUGAUCAUCAAGAUCUUAUUUAACAAUAACUUCUUUUGUUCUAUAUGUUUUAAUUAUGUAAGAUUGCACACAUCCUUUUCACCUGACAGAUUUAUUCAGUGUUUUUAUGGGAGCUUUUUGUUUUCUGUUCUAUCUAGGUGUCCACUGUUGAUGCAGAAACUGAGCCUUAUUACUCAUUCUAAUACUAAUACUGUACUUGAUAUCAUUUUAUAGCGUGGUGUUGGCCGUUUGUGAUGUGAGCAGGAAGGCGAAGUUUGACCCAUUUCUGUAGUUUGGUAAGAUUUGAACAUAAACGAGGAUGACAAAAGUAGAGCAGGCGUGGACUUUGACUGCUGAGUUGUCAAGAGGAAGGGUGAGGACGGCCUGAUGAAACAAACUUUCAACAUUAUGUGUAGAACUUUCAUGGUAUUAUUAUUAGGUUUUCAUAUUUUUACUCUGUAACACACAAAUAUAUCUGUUAGCACCGUUCUAAAUCCAGCUGUCUGUGUGUUGACAAAUUCAGUCACAGGUAACUACACCAGACGGCUCAGGUUGAGCGGCCCCGGCUCGGUUCAGAGUGCUGCAACACUCGCACAUGACAACCGACUGCAACUGUAGUGUGCAUAUGUCUCUGGUGGACCUGGGGAAGCGUCUGCUGGAUGCAGCUCGUAAAGGUCAGGACGAUGAGGUCAGAAACCUGAUGGCCAACGGAGCUCCAUUCACCACCGACUGGCUGGGGACGUCUCCACUCCACCUCGCCGCUCAGCAUGGUCAUUACUCCACCGCUGACGUCCUGCUGAGAGCUGGCGUCAGCAGAGACGCUCGCACUAAGGUGGACAGGACCCCACUGCACAUGGCCGCCGCAGAGGGACACACUGUCAUCGUGGAGCUGCUUGUCAGGAGUGGUGCAGACAUCAACGCCAAAGACAUGCUGAAGAUGACGGCUCUGCAUUGGGCAGCGCAGCACGGUCACCACAGCGUCGCAGACACACUUAUCAAACAUGGUGCUGACGUACACGCACUCAGUAAAUUUGACAAGACGCCGUUUGACAUCGCUGUGGACAUCCAGAACACAGAGCUGAUGCUGCUUCUGCAGGAGACCAUGCAGAACCAGGUGAACAUGGGCCAGAUGAAUAUGAAUCAGGUGAGUGUGAAUGUGGAGACCAGCACUACUACCAACCAGCCACAGUUCAUCAUCCAGGGGAUCCCUGCCAUCCAGGGGGGCGUGGUUAACUUGGCUGACCUGCUCAACAAAGCCAGUGCAGGAGACUCAGAGGAGGCGAUGGCUGCCAGUGCUCUGGACUCCAACAUCCAGCAUGCUGCUGUCGUCAACGAAAGUGGUCAGAGGGUCAUCACCAUAGUAACAGACCAACAUGGCAACCUGCAGACCACAGGAGGGAUGGCGCAGCCUUUCUUUGUCACCAUGCAGCACGGACAGCAGAUGCUGGCAGUGCCAGCCAAUACGGUAACAGAGGAGGUGGUGACGGAGGAGCCGCAACCUCCGCCCUCCAGGAAGAGGAAACUGGAAGUGACCAGCAAUCACAACGGCGGUGGCGAGACGGAGUUGUUGCAGAGGCAGCUGCAGGAGGCCAACAGGAAGGCGCAGGAGUACCGGCAGCAGCUGCUGCGUAAGGAGCAGGAGGCCGAGGAGUACCGCAUCAAACUGGAGGCCAUGGCCCAGAGUCAGACCAACAGCAACAGCGCCAACACCGCCAUCAAUGCCGCCAACGCCGCCAGCCCUGAGGAGGUGGUAGGAGGGGAGGAGGAUGAGGAGGAGGCAGCAGCUGGCAUGGUGGAGGAAGAGGCAGAGAUGGUGGUGCUGCAGGAGGGGGGGAUCAUCAUGGAGGGGGAGGAGGGUCAGGUGACACUGGUGGAGACGGGGGGUGAGACGACGGAGGUCAGCUCAUAACAGAGAGGAGGCAAAGAGACAGAACAGGAGAUGGAUGGUUGGACUAAUUUUCAUUAACAGAGAGAGAGAUGGAGGGAGAGCAUGGUUUCAACUGAGCGCCAUGUUGAGAAAAUGGCAACAGGAGAAACCGUACUGAAAACAGACUAAACAAACAUGACAGUGAACUCGCACCAUUUUGAAUCCAAAUAAUUAAAUUCCAACUCUUCAGAAUGAAGGGAACCAACCCAAACAGACUCAUUCACAGAGCUCUUAAUCUGACAGAGGAGUCAUUGAAAUCCAUUUUGAAUACCAGAAAGAUGUUGUAUGCUUAACAGAAGGAGACCAAACGGCUUUCCUGACAAGCUAACCGAGAGAGUCUUACAGAGAAGUUCAUUUAGGCACCAUUGUGGAUCCCCAGAAUGGUCUGGCUAGAACAGAACAGACUUGCUUCCUUUCACAUAAAACUGAAGGAAUGGCAGAGAGGUCACUGAAAGGUUGUGCAUCGUUUCGAGUCCCUACUCAUUCUCUGACAGAGUUCUUACUAAAGCUGGAUCCAAAAUGGCUUCUGGAGAAGGUGAUGCAGGUGGAUGAGUGAAGCAAAGUGAUGGAGACCAGCUGAUGACAGCGAGGAAAAACAUGAUCAACUCAGGAGGAGGCCACACGUUUCUUCUGUUUUGACCCGAAUCAGUGAUGCCAGACUGAUCCUAACCAUCUUUAAAGAAUUUAAGAGGCGGUCUCUUUAUUUACAACCAAUCUGGGUCCCCAAACCUGGACUGUUCCAUCCCACAAACCUGUUAACAAAGACUUUCUUAAAUCCUGAGAAAAUUUGUACAGCCAAAAAAAUACAGAUCUUUUUAUUAAGUAAUGAUUUCCUACCUUAAUUUUUUUAUCAUGACUGUUAUCCUGCUAUUCCCUCAUGUAGCCCUUAUUUCUGUUGUGUUCAGUACUGUCAAGUUUUCGUUAAACCCUGAUUGCAUAUAAGAGUUCGCCUGAUGCCAUCAGAACAAUUAUAUGUUAUAAUAAUAUAUGUUGAGACUACAAAUCUUGUUGUUGCGCACCAUUUUGCUUCCCUUAAAAGUCCAAAGACAAAACAUGACCACAACAUGGAGCGUUUACUUUUGGGCACUACAAUAACAAACAAGACUUUUUUUAUGUCAUUCAUUUUCUUUUGUGUUUAGUUUGGUUUCUUCAGUUAUCUUCAGACAACUUCAUCCUGUUCAAGGACUGAAGCAAACUUGUUUUUUACUUUGAGGGGCAGAAAAGAACCUCCGAGGAUGUAGGAUGGAUAAACUGUUAGAAGCAGAGGGAAUCCAUUUUUGGACUAAGUUUUAUGUCUCUAACUUAAAAAAAAAAAAAAAAUCAAAUCCAUCAUCUUCUUUAAUCAUUUAUCAACUGUGAUCUUUUGUGUUUCAAUCCAUCGUCAGUAAGAAAAAAGAUCAACAAGGUUCAGGGUCACUAGAUCUUCUGCUUACUUUUGUUAAUUAUCAGUGAAAUCUAAGAAAAUGUCAAAGCUUACAGCGUGUCCUGACAGCAUGAGAGCAUCAGAUACCGCUCUGCUAGUUUCAGUUUCCCUUUGUAAACAAUUUGAGAUCUGGAGCUUUUAUUUUGAAGGUGGAGAAGCAGAAGUGUGGCUGCUGGUGCUGGUUUGAAAAAAAGUUUUCUCUCUGUUGACACAAGUCCAAGAAAAACAUUUCAAUUAGGGGUGGAUGGAUACCUUUUUUCCCAGGCUGAUAAGAUUAUAAGGAAGUCAAGAGACCAAUAACCCAUCUUUAGAAUUGAGGAUUAGGCUGGACUACUUAAUUACGAGUUACUUAAAAUGAAUGUGUACAACAGCAGUAAAGGGGAGUUUUUAUCACUAGAACCUGUGCACCUUUUACACCUAAUGUACAAAUCAACUAACAGAACCAGUGCUCUGAUUUUUUACUGAAGUCAAAGCAGCAAUAACACUUUCAUCCUAGUGAAGUCUUCAGUUCAAAAUCCAUGUAAUUAUGGCAAACAAAUUUAGCUUUAUGCCACAAAAUAUUACACUGGAUUACUGAUGCAUUAAUGUUAUCACUUAAAAUGUGACAGAUGGUGAAGAAGGAGCUCAUUUAGAUCGAUUUGGAUUGAGAUUUAUGAGUAAAAAACCAAACCCGAUCACAUGGGCAGCCAAAGAAGUGCACUUUUUGAUGGCUGAAUUUUAUUGGCUAUACGAUCAUAGAGUCCCAGCCCCAGUAAUGGCCACGCAGAAACUCAGUCGACCUCUAGUUCAUUCACAAAUGUGAAUAUCAUGAAUGCACUUCCUUCCCCACUAUGUAAACAAGCAUAAAAAAGUCAAAGAAAAAUGUCCUCUUAGACAGCCCUCUCAUCUUGUUAAGCACCCUUAUUCCUCAUCUGUAGUCAUGUGAUGUGUAACAUUAAGUUGACUACAUACAGCAUGAUUUGAAUCCUAAAUUCAGGUUAGAUUUAUCCUCCCUGAUGUUGGGGAGCAUGUCCUGAUUCAAGUCUUGUUGCAAAUGAUUAUUUAGCUGCUCCCUGUGGUGGAGCGGCAGUCUGAUGUAGAGUCUUAAAUAUUGAUAUUCAUCAUUCAGACUGGCUCUGAGGAAUAUUUACACUGGGUAGCAUCACCUGCCGUAAGAACAAUCAUACCUGCAAUCUGGCCAGAGUUACACUCUCAUUCUUACCCUCACUGUGGGAUUUUUGCUGCAACUGUAACACAAGUCAGCUGAGGAUUUCAGUCAUCCUCCAUGUUUGUUUUUCUUCUGAAGUCAUGUUUUAUCACGUGUUUCUGUGAGAUUUAUCACUGUGAAAUCUUAAACACAGAUGUCAGAUGUGGUCUCAGUCAAGACAAGUGGUCUGGUAUGUACAUGAGAAGAUUUUAAGAUAAAAAUCAGUUGAAACUGUCCUUAUUUCUGUGGUCGCUAUGUUUUAAAAUUAUCUAGUGUGUGGCCAGCUUUGUGCAGUGUUGCAUGCUGGAUGUUUGAUCAAGUUUAAACAACAGACAAAUUAUAAGGUUAAUAAUUGUAAGUUUGAAAAUGAACAAAAUCCCAUUUUUAUUCAUGCAGAUUUACAUAGCAUCUUCGCUCUCUUUCACGUUUGUGGCCCUUUAAUUCCACGUAUUAUUUGUUUGACAUCUUGAACCAAAGUUUGCCGUCCUGUUUAUGUCAGGUGAACGUACAGGUGUCAUAGAGCUGUUUGAAACAUGCUUUUAAACAGUUACUGUCAGUGAUGCUGCUCAGAAAUCUGAAAUAUGCUGAAGGGUAAAGUUCAAAAACUUCUUUGUACACUGUCGCACGUCUAUCAGAUAUUAAUUCUGAGUACGUACGUGUGAACAAGGCUUCUGGAAACUGCGCAUUUUAAUGUAAACACGGGUAGAUUAUUGGCUCCUCUGCUGCAGCUUUAUUCCCCUAACACAUCCACUGAGAAACUCUUAAACUGUGUUAAAAAGACUUCUGAAGGCAUCAUCGUUCUCUGCAUUAGUACCCUCCUCUGCUGCGGCCUGGUUGUUCUGGCCUGGUUCAGUCCCACAGUGCAUUAUCAGUUAUUGAUCACUUCCUGUCAGCUGAUUGCCUCACCUGUUUUCUCUCCUCCUGCCUCUGAUCAUCGAGUGUGAAAGUUAUUUUUAUAAGCUCAGCAAAGCCAACCUUUUCUAUGUACAUAUAAAGUUGUAUUUUUUUAACUGUACCUGAACGCUUAAUGUGACAAUGAUGGCUGCCUGCAUUGGUAAUCUGAACUAUAAACACUUGUUUCUUUUUCAUUAA
Molecule: messenger RNA, 7736 nt
Organism: Cheilinus undulatus (humphead wrasse)
Lineage: Eukaryota; Metazoa; Chordata; Actinopteri; Labriformes; Labridae
Gene: gabpb2a
Product: GA binding protein transcription factor subunit beta 2a
Exons: 8
Coding region: 2704-4017 (437 amino acids)
Biological process (GO): positive regulation of transcription by RNA polymerase II
Cellular component (GO): nucleus
Molecular function (GO): transcription cis-regulatory region binding; protein binding
Source: RefSeq, a predicted model, not a curated record